GCCUGCAUAAAGUAGUAACCAGCUGUAUUGAUCUUUGGAUUCAUGAAUGUCGUCCGAACCACUUGAAGUGUUUCACAUGUUCACCUAUAAUGUACACAUACAAAGAUAAGAAAUGAAACGCAAUCUUCUACGUCAUGAUCUGAAAGUACUAGAACUGAAUAUGUAAAUACAGUGAAAAGAAACAUAAAUGCUCUGCCCGCAAUGCCACUUUCUCUUCCGCCUGAAUAACCAGGGUUCAGUAAUUCUCGGUUGUAAACACCAGAAUUAGACGUACUGAGCUACGCCGUUCGAGGAAAACGCCAGCACCGAUUUUCCAUCCCAAUCUCCACUGUUGGAAACCUAGUUUAAUGUAACCAUCCUUGAGGACGUCCAUGCAGCCGGUUCAAGUGGACACCUGGUUAAAUGUGAUUAGAAUGGAAAACAUGGCGCGUAUUAUUCCAGCACACAAGAAAACGUUAUGUUGUGACUGCAGGUUCUAUACAAGACGAUGAUGAGACUAUACAAGAAAAGCACACUUCACUCAGGAAGGGCGGCUAAGGGUGGUGGAGAAGAGUCGGGGAAGCUGCCCGAGCAGGAAGAAGAGGAGGAAUCCGAGGUGCAGCAGGUUUUACAAGGAGCAGGCCAUUGCAAGUGGUUCAAUGUGCGGAUGGGCUUCGGCUUCAUCUCCAUGACGAGCCGAGAGGGUAUCCCCCUCGAGUCCCCUGUUGAUGUCUUCGUACACCAAAGCAAACUUUACAUGGAAGGAUUCCGAAGCCUUAAAGAAGGAGAACCAGUUGAAUUUACUUUUAAGAAAUCUUCCAAAGGCCUUGAAUCAAUACGGGUAACAGGCCCAGGAGGGAACCCUUGUGUAGGCAGUGAGAGACGACCCAAAGGGAAAACUGUACAGAAACGAAAACCAAAGGGAGAUAGUUGAGUGUCGGAGGAAGGGAGGAGCAGGUGAAAAGGAAGGCAAUCGAUUUAACCUGAAGUCAUAACGAAAGCUUCUGCAACAAAAACUGGAACAUUUCCAUGUAUAUCUUCCUGAGGUUGCAAUACAAUGAAUUAACUGUGCCGCUUGGUGUACACCAGGAAAUACUUGAUGGAGAAAGGAUCAAAUGAGUGCCAUUAAGUCAAAAUAAAACUGCAAAAAUGUAGCAUUAAAUUACUGAGAUGUAUUUGCGACAGUCGCAUUGCUGUUUACGACAGUACUUUAAGGCAGUCACAAGCGUGUGUUUCCUGGAACUGAGUAAUUAGUAAUACACUGGGGAAGGGUACAGUUGUGGGGCAGUCAACAUUAUCUACUUUUAACAUAAAUUUUAUAUUUCUGUUAAUUUGUCAGAUUUUUAUCUCCUGUUACAAUUAUAAAUGUUAUUUUCAUGUAGAAUUAAAAAUUGAGAAUUAAAAAUGUUUUCAAAUAGAUAAAAUGCUAAGCCAAAUUAUUUCAUUUAAAUGUGGAAAUAA
Molecule: messenger RNA, 1440 nt
Organism: Protopterus annectens (West African lungfish)
Lineage: Eukaryota; Metazoa; Chordata; Ceratodontiformes; Protopteridae
Gene: LIN28B
Product: lin-28 homolog B
Exons: 5
Coding region: 488-913 (141 amino acids)
Molecular function (GO): zinc ion binding; nucleic acid binding
Source: RefSeq, a predicted model, not a curated record